AUGUCCAACCCAGUCUAUAUUCAGCAAGACUACCAAAUGGGCCGUCCAUUCCAACAGGUCAGCGAUAUGCAACAUCAGCAAUAUCCGCCUGUGUACCUUCCCAACCAGUUCCUGCUGAUGCAGCGACCCAGCAUUCCACAGCAGCUACUGCGGAUGCCAGGCGUUGCUGAAUCUUUUGGCCCUUUCGCUACUCACUACUCACAAAAUCCAUUAAUUUCACAUGGCUACUCGCUGCAGCAGAUCCACCUGGUUCCACCUUCUAUGUCUUCGAAGACAUCACCGGUGUUGGCCCAAACCUCCCUGCCUAACGCACCAAUGGUGAGGGCCAUCGCUGCCCCACAAAUCCAGCUCCCCCAGCAGCACCAUUAUGCAUCAGCUUUCCAGUAUCUGCUGGUCCCGAUAGUAGUUGGUCAGUCCAAUCCUCAUAGGCCCGCCUCAGUUCCAGGUUUUUCCUCCUCAGGCACAACGCAUGGAUAUCCGGUGAGUCCCUCUUCGUAUAUAUCGGACAGCAAGUCAGACAUCAGGUCAGAUGCAGAGUCGGCCAGGCUGCACCUCAAUCCUGGUGCUAUAGAUUACUCAAUGCUUGUUGGAUGCACCGUGUCUCCAGUUUCGAAAAGAAGAAGACGCACCGAUUCCAAGAAUAGUGACAUUGACCAUGACAAGCUGAAGCACCUGUGCUCCAAGUGUGGCAAGACAUUCCAGAAACCAUACAACUUAAAGAGUCACAUGAAAACACACUCAUCUGAGCGCCCUUUCAAGUGUCUGGUAUGUCCCAAAACAUUUGCCCGUUCCCACGAUCGAAAACGUCACGAGCUUUUGCAUGACGGAGUCAAGAACUUUAGAUGUGAGGGCUUCUUGAAGGAUGGAGUAACCAAAUGGGGUUGUGGGAAAAAAUUCGCUCGAUCUGAUGCGUUAGCUCGUCAUUUCAGGACUGAGACUGGGUGGCUUUGUAUUAAGCCUCUUAUGGACGAGGCUAAAGAGCAAGAACAACUUACAGGAAAGUACGUUGCAGAUCCGCUGUCUUAUCUUCACCACCAGAUCGCCCUUCCUCCGCUACGUAACCAGUACUAG
Messenger RNA from Sungouiella intermedia, 1071 nucleotides. Lineage: Eukaryota; Fungi; Ascomycota; Pichiomycetes; Serinales; Metschnikowiaceae. The record is from the annotation of a GenBank genome assembly.